AUAGAAUAAAGAAUAAAGAAUAAAGAUGAUCUAUCUUAAUAAAGAAUAAAGAAAAUUCCUUACUUACUUUAACAAAGAUGAUCUAUCUAUCUUGGCCUGAAAUUCCUCUCAACAUCCGCUGAAAUGGAUGUCCAUUUCAACAAAGACUUAUUCAACAAAAGUCUUUCAACAACUAAUUGGCAGAUCAAUUUCAACAUCCGCUGAAAUGGAUGUCCAUUUCAAAGACUUAUCUCAACAUCCGCUGAAAUGGAUGUCCAUUUCAACAAAAGUCCAUUUCAACAAAGACUUAUUCAAAAUUGAAGUAAGGGACAAGAAAAAAGCAACUUUUGGAAGGAAAAUAGGUGCUUUUAGGUAUGAUGAUCAUUUUUAGAGCAAGUAUUAAGUAGGGAAUAUGACUUACUUCAACAACUAUUUUGAAGAAUAUGUCUUACUUGGACAAUUCUUUCAAGAAUACGUGACUUGCUUGAAGAAGAUGUAAGAUUCUUUUUAUGAAGUACGAUGCAAAACUUCUACUGGAUUCCUCAACUUGUUGGCUAUAAAUUGGUUGGCGAAGGCUCUAGGCUAUUUCAAGAACUUAUCGUAUUGUCUUACAAACCAAUCGAAUAGCCUAUAUAUUUCAAGAACUUAUCCUCUUGGCUUACAAACCAAUCCUCUUGUCUUACAAACCAAGAACUUAUCCUCUUGGCUAUAAAUUUGUUGGCCAAUAGGUUUUUGUUCAAUUUUGGUCCAUGUAUAUGUUGAAUUUUAUAUUUCCUACUCUGUUUUGGCAAAUUAAGAUUGGCUUUGAAUGAUAUCUCUGUUUUCCUUUUUUUUUUUCAGAUUCACGUCCAAUGCAGUCGCACAGAUUGAACGAAAUGGAGUAUGAUGGUUAUGUGAAUGGUGGGAACUCAUCUGAUGACUCGGACGACGAGGAGCUCAUGUUGGCCUUCGCUGCCUUUAUUCUUGCUGGAUUGGCCUUAUUCGACCCGUACAUCAACUCGGGCCAGCGGCGAAGAAUUCGAGAUAGUGCACAGUCAGGUCCUCAAUAUGUUAUCGAGCUGAUAAACGGCCAUCGAGACAGAAUAUUCGACAACCUUCGAAUGGAAGCUCCCCUUUUCCUCCAAUUGUGUGACUUGUUGGUUCAGAGGGGCUAUUGGGUGCCCCACCCGACACAACGGGUGGGGAUUCAUGAGUCCGUUGCUAUAUGCCUGCUGUGUUUGAGCCAUAAUGAGCGACAUAGGGUGCUUGCCGAGAGAUUCCAACAUUCUCCCGAGACAACGGACCGCCAUCUACGACGCUGCCUUAGAUCUCUCGUUCGAUUGGGACGCGACCUGGUCCGACCGGUAGAUUAUCACACAACCCAUCCAAGAAUACAGAACAGUGCUUUGUUUUGGCCCUGGUUUAAGGAUUGCGUUGGAGCGAUUGACGGAACACAUGUUUCGGCCUGGUGUACAGCCGAAGACAGGGAACGUUACCGGAACCGGCAUGGUAGCUUAUCACAAAACGUUCUAGCCGUGUGUGAUCACAACAUGAGAUUUACUUAUGUCAGGGUAGGGUGGGAGGGUAGCGCACAUGAUUCUAGAAUCUUACAAGAAGUCAUACAAGAUCCUAAUUGUGCAUUUCCGUGGCCACCAGCAGGUUAGUCCAGAUUAAAUCACAUAAUUCCUUUCCGCAAUGCGUCUUCAAAGUUUAUAUAAAUAUAAUUUCAUUAUGCCAGGGAA
Coffea arabica (coffee) is the source of this 1700-nucleotide messenger RNA. NCBI's taxonomy places the organism in Eukaryota, Viridiplantae, Streptophyta, Magnoliopsida, Gentianales, Rubiaceae. The record is from RefSeq and is a predicted model, not a curated record.